AUGUCCAUAAUCAUGGACCCUGCUUUCCCCCAUGGAGAAAACAUGUGGUUCACAGGGCAGUGCAUGCCUUCUACAGGCCCAAGGAACAUGGUUGUGAAUUUUUGUGAUGCAAAUAUACCCUCUCCCUUGGCAAUAAACUGUCAGGAUCUGUGCAGUCAGUAUAACAUGGGACAAAUGCUACCCUACCCACAAAGUUGCACACCAGUAACUCUGGGUCCUGCAACCAUGAGAUGUUCUUUGGAUUUCCCAUUUUUUCCUAUGCAGAAUACAUCCAUAGUAAGCACCCCACAACAGGAACAAUCCAUAUAUUAUCGUAGAGAUACUGACCAUGAAGUAAUUUGUACAAGUUGCAAAGAAGAGAGGAGAAGAAAUCUUAUCAGACAGGUGCAUGAUUUAGUCAAAGAACAUGGCUGUCUUGAAGUUUCUGGUCAAAAACUUUUAGGCUGGUAUAUGAUGCUUGCUGCAGAAGACAGAAAAAUUAUAAAAGAAUCUGGUCACAUAACGGAGUUCAUACAGGGCAUCCCUUCCUUGCAGUUAGACAACAAUUGUGUGAAACUAAAAGACUGCACUUACAGGAACAUGGAAGAAAAUGCAAUAAAUGUGAACGUGUGGAAUAGUUCAAGGCAGGCUACGUUCUACUGUGUUUGGUCCUGUAAGAACUGUGGUUUCAGUAACAGUUUAAAAGCACUGACUUGCAAACAGUGCCACUCUGCUAUGAACGAGCUGGAGCAGAGUAACCUUGCAGUUGAUUUUGAGUCCUGCAAUUAUGAUACAACCUUUUUAUCUGAAGGUGACUCCUAUUACAACAAUGCAAGAAAUAAAGAGAAACCAACCAAAAGCAAAGCUGAAGAUACAUUUCUUGUUGGCAGAGGAGAUGAACUUUAUUCAAAUUUCCAGCCUAUAAAUAAACUUGUAUCCAAAGUUAGUCCUCAAGAAAUAGUAUCGCCUAGAAAUGAUAAAGUUUUCGAGUCUCUGGAAGGAAAACCAUAUAUGGAUAAGUAUAUACAAAAUUGUGAUGGAGCUUCCCAAACCCAUCAGGUGAUUUGUGAGACUUUAAGUCAGAAACUACCGUUAAAUCCAACCGGAAGUUCCAUGUUUGUGGAAGGGUCUUCAGGAUUGCUAAUGCAGAACAUCAAAGAAAAAGAGGAGAUGCACACAGAAGGUAAACCAGUACAAGAAUUUGUGCCCAGUUUUGAUCAUUUUGAGGACUCUGGAAUUACAGAAGACCAGAUGUUUGCAAGCAGUGAAUUGUUUUUGGAUGACAAAAUAAGUUCUGCAGUUGAGGAACCAAAUGAAUAUCUUACUUGCACUAGUGAAGAACCCAUUAUUCUAGACAGUUCUUCUAGUGACCUAAAUGAUGAUACUUCUUUGUCCAUUAGGAGUGGAAGCUACUACAGUCUGCGCAGUAAUUCCAGUUCACCCAUUUUCAUUGAUGGCCAGCCAGACCUAGAACUGAGUUACUUUGAAGAGGAAGACUUUCCAAAUUAUUCAAAGGUGAUCAGAAAUACGAUCUCAAAAGCAGUCAAUACUGAUAUGCCCACAGUAGACCAGCCUUGUCUCCCGCAAUUAAAAACUGCACAAACAAGAGAUGUGUCCUGUAAUACAGAACUCUCAUGUCUGAUAAGACAUGAAAAAGGAUGUCAGACCGAUGGAUUGGACACACAAGAUAUAGUUGCAAAUGCAGAUAUUUCAAUUUCUGAACUUUUCUCCAAUACUCGGGUAAGACUAUGUGGAAUGUAA
Messenger RNA from Pelobates fuscus (common spadefoot toad), 1740 nucleotides. RefSeq lists its product as uncharacterized. The coding region runs from base 1 to 1740 and encodes 579 amino acids. The transcript has 7 exons. NCBI's taxonomy places the organism in Eukaryota, Metazoa, Chordata, Amphibia, Anura, Pelobatidae. The record is from RefSeq and is a predicted model, not a curated record.